UGCUUGGAGUAGUUAGGGAGCCGGGCCCAGAUCCCUCUCCGCCUUGUCCCUGCCCUGCCCUUGCGCGCCGCCGGCUCGCGCUCCGCAACUCUGCGGUAGGCUCGAGUGCUCCGUCCCGGUCUCCUGCCGCCAGCAGUCGCCAUGGCACAGGCUCUCAGAGGAACUGUGACUGCCUUCCCCGGGUUUGAUGAGCGGGCUGAUGCAGAGAUUCUCCGGAAAGCCAUGAAAGGCCUGGGCACCGAUGAGGACAGCAUUCUGACCCUGCUGACAGCGCGCAGCAACGCGCAGCGCCAGGAGAUCGCCGCCGCUUUCAAAACUCUCUUUGGCAGGGACCUCCUGGAUGACCUGAAAUCGGAACUGACUGGAAAAUUUGAGAAACUGAUUGUGGCUCUGAUGAAGCCUUUUCAGCUUUACGAUGCCUACGAACUGAAGCAUGCUCUCAAGGGAGCUGGGACAGAUGAAAAAGUGCUAACAGAAAUUAUUGCUUCAAGGACACCUGCAGAACUAACAGCCAUAAAGCAAGUUUAUGAAGAAGAAUAUGGCUCAAGCCUGGAAGAUGACGUGGUUGGGGAUACCUCAGGGUACUACCAGAGGAUGUUGGUGGUUCUCCUUCAGGCUAAUAGAGACCCUGAUUCUGGAAUUGAUACAGCUCAAGUUGAACAGGAUGCACAGAUAUUGUUUCAAGCUGGAGAACUUAAGUGGGGGACAGAUGAAGAAAAGUUCAUCACCAUCUUUGGAACACGCAGCGUGUCUCAUCUGAGAAGGGUGUUUGAUAAAUACAUGACUAUAUCAGGAUUUCAGAUUGAGGAAACCAUUGACCGAGAGACUUCUGGUAAUUUGGAGCAACUACUCUUGGCAGUCGUGAAAUCUAUUCGAAGUAUACCCGCCUACCUUGCAGAGACUCUGUACUAUGCUAUGAAGGGAGCUGGGACCGAUGAUGAUACCCUCAUCAGAGUCAUGGUGUCCAGGAGUGAGAUUGAUCUGUAUAACAUCAGGAAGGAAUUUAGGAAGAAUUUUGGAACCUCUCUUUAUUCCAUGAUUAAGGAUGACACAUCUGGGGACUACAAGAAAGCCCUCCUGCUGCUCUGUGGGGGAGACGAUGACUGAUAUGCUCCCUGGAGAGAGGGAUCCAGCUCCGUGCCUGCCAUGCCGCCACCGCCUGCCUUCUGCACAUCCAGUCGCACGCGUAUGCUGGCGUGCGACACCUUGCCUUACAAUAGUGUGCUAAGACCAAGACGUGUGUCAUAGAAGAAAACAGCCGUGCUGCUUCUUACCUUUGCUAUGUUUCUCCCUUAUUGACUAGUGUAAUGCUGCAGUGUACUUACGGUACUAAUUUCUGGGUCAUUUACAGUUUCCUUAAGGGGGCAGACUGCUUUUAGCCUUUCAUUUAUAUUCAAUCAAUAAUCUCCUUACCGUAAUCAUAACCUGCACCUUGAAAUUGUGAACUCCUAAGUGUUAUUAAUGAAGUUUGCUAUCAAAUUAAACCUGCAAAUUUUUGGUGAUUGUACUCAAAAGAUUAGUGAAAAAUAAAGAUUUCCUUCCCCUUACA
Lepus europaeus (European hare) is the source of this 1549-nucleotide messenger RNA. It is a transcript of the gene ANXA5, whose product is annotated as annexin A5. Bases 142 to 1107 code for a protein of 321 amino acids. Gene Ontology annotation, molecular function: calcium ion binding; calcium-dependent phospholipid binding. The record is from RefSeq and is a predicted model, not a curated record. NCBI's taxonomy places the organism in Eukaryota, Metazoa, Chordata, Mammalia, Lagomorpha, Leporidae. Gene Ontology annotation, biological process: negative regulation of coagulation. The transcript has 13 exons. Gene Ontology annotation, cellular component: cytoplasm.